Messenger RNA from Cryptomeria japonica (Japanese cedar), 1627 nucleotides. RefSeq names its product aspartate aminotransferase. The coding region runs from base 668 to 1249 and encodes 193 amino acids. Gene Ontology annotation, molecular function: pyridoxal phosphate binding. The record is from RefSeq and is a predicted model, not a curated record. The transcript has 6 exons. Lineage: Eukaryota; Viridiplantae; Streptophyta; Pinopsida; Cupressales; Cupressaceae. Gene Ontology annotation, biological process: biosynthetic process.
UGAUUUGGUUCACAUGUUCCAGUGGAGUUUGGAGUGCAGUAAAACCAUUAGUAUGCUGCAUAGGGGUUGCCAUGCAUAGCCAUAUGGAUGCAUCCAAUAUGGUGAAUAGACUUGUUUUGAAUGUAAUUAUAAUUAGCACUUGCAUGUACUGAUUAAUUUUGAAUGUAAUUAUUUAUUAAGCCGAUAGGCUUUAGUUAAGCUGUCAGCCCUCUGGAAAUUUGUCAGCCUCUGGUAGCUUUUCGUCGGGACCACGUUUUUGACGGGUCACCAUUUCCUGUGGUUUGGCAAGCUUAGUUGUAAGUGGUACGUCUCAUGCGAAUUUGUCAGUGAAGUUAUUUCAUCUGGCCUGGACAUUGAUGGCUGUGCAGACGGUAAUCACUUCCAUUAUUUUGAUGGGUCUCCAGAGAAUGGACGUUUUUGGUCGGUUCAGCUUUUGGAAGGGCCAAGAACGACAUGAGACGAUCAUUUAGAAAGUGGCAAGGGCGAGCUACAGAGAGACGCAGGUUUUCCAGACCCUUCUGGGUAAGAAUCCGAGGUCAUCUAAAAAAAGGGACUCAUCAUUCAUUCAGCAUUAGGGCCAUGGCUGAAUCAGCUAGUGUAAAUGGUGUACCGCAAAUUGAUAUCUCAAUAAAUCCAAGGGUGGCAUCUCUUAAACCCAUAACAAACAAUGGCAAUAUCAGAUCAUGCAACUGUACUUGUGCAAGUCGGAGUUCCUAUUAUCAGACUAACAGCUGGUGAGCCUGAUUUUAAUACACCAGACCUAAUAUCUGAGGUAGGUAUUAAGGCAAUUCAGGAAAGUUAUAAUCGAUAUACUCCUAAUGCAGGAACCAUGGAGACUCGAACGGCUAUUUGUAAUAACUUAAAAGAGGAAAAUUGCCUCUCAUAUACACCUGACCAGAUUUUUGUCAGUAAUGGAGCAAAACAAUGCAUCAUGCAAGCUGUUUUAGCAGUCCGUUCACUGGGUGAUGAGGUAAUUGCAGAAAUGACUGGUGGAGGAGUAGACUACAGUAUCGAGUGCACAGGGAAUAUUAUUGCAAUGAUUCAGGCAUUCCAAAGGUAUGAAAUGUUAGCCGUAGUUGGAGAAAGAAAGAAGCUAAAAGAAAGCAAUUGGGAAGAGGUAUAUUUAGAAAGGCCCUUUGUGAAGUAUUUUGAAAAAAUUGUUCAAGAAAAAUCUCCAACUUGGUAUCUAUCUUUCCGCACCAUCCAGUCACACAACUUGCCUAAGUUUCAUAAGUUUCUAUUUAAAUGAUUGCUUAGGCAAUACGUAGUUUAUGAUGAUUAUCUUUGCAUUCCAAUGAGCAUGUUUGUUAUCUCUAAAUGAUUGCUUAGGCAAUACGUAGUUUAUGAUGAUUAUCUUUGCAUUCCAGUGAGCAUGUUUGUUAUCUCUUGUCCACUAAAGCGCUAUCAUUCAAUGAAAUGAUUGGGCACAUUUUGCUGGGCCAAUUUGCUAUCACAAUUGAGUACUCUUUCUUGUGCUCGGUCAUGGCUGCUGAACCCAUGAAACUCAUGGAGACGUUGUCGUAUGGUCUACUCGGUAUUAAUAAUGGCAUGUACAAUUCAAGAUUCUUACUGAUAGAUGUCUAUGUUACAUGGUAUGCAUUUAGAAACUAAAUUUGUUACUUGUUCU